Mytilus californianus (California mussel) is the source of this 13486-nucleotide messenger RNA. RefSeq names its product protocadherin Fat 4-like. Lineage: Eukaryota; Metazoa; Mollusca; Bivalvia; Mytilida; Mytilidae. Gene Ontology annotation, molecular function: cadherin binding; calcium ion binding. The transcript has 30 exons. Gene Ontology annotation, cellular component: plasma membrane; catenin complex. The record is from RefSeq and is a predicted model, not a curated record. The coding region runs from base 68 to 11341 and encodes 3757 amino acids. Gene Ontology annotation, biological process: homophilic cell-cell adhesion.
UUCACACACGAAGAUGUCAUUUAAAAAACUUGAGUAUAGAAAAAUGUUUAAUAGAAUGGAUUUAUGAAUGGCGCUCAUUAUUUUUCUAAUUGCAUCAGAACUCAUUUUUUCAUCUAAAGCGGCAGGCCCAGUUUGGACAAACUUAGAUCAUACUAUUAGCAUCAAUGAAAAUAUUGCUAUAUCAACAUCAAUUUAUCAAGUAAAUGCUGCUGACGCAGACGUUGGUGAUAGUUUAACCUACGAACAAAUUCCUCCUGAUUCAAAGUUUAACCUUUCCGGUCAAGUAGUGACAAUAAAGUUUGUUCCAGAUUAUGAAACAGACGUCAAUGUGUAUACGCUUCCAUUCCGGGUACACGAUGGAUCAACAACUGCAACAGCAACCCUGACUAUCAAUGUGCUGGAUUUAAACGAAGCAACUCCUGUUGUUUCCGAUGCUUCCGGAAAUGUUGACGAAGGAAGGCCAGUAGGAUCAACAGUUUCUAUAAGUAUUAGUGCGAACGAUGCCGACACUGCUGAUGUCCUAUCGUAUAGUUUAUCGGGAACUGAUGCGGAUGAUUUCAACAUAGAUUCCUCAACAGGGGCGAUAACCACAAGUUCUGUAUUUGACCGAGAAGAUACGGCAAUAUACACGGACUUACAACUUUUAGUAUCUGAUGGUUUGCAUACAGCAACAGCAAGUCUCUCUAUAACUAUUAAUGACAUUAAUGAUAAUACUCCUGUAUUUGGUUCGUCGUAUUAUUUAGGAACUGUUACAGAAAGCUCUGCAAGUGCGUCGUUCAUAGAUACCAGUCAAUGUAGCAGGUUCCGUCAUGUUUCGGGCGGUAACAUAUCUUUAACAGGAACAAGUGUAGCAGCUAUUUCGGCAUCUGAUAGCGACGACGGCACAAAUGCAGUUAUCACUUUCAACAUCGCAAGUGGUGACACGUCUUCGAAAUUCAGCAUCUCCGGAAAUGACAUAGUUACUACAGCUACUGCUGUAGACUACGAGGUUGAAAAAUCGUUUACUUUGAUUAUCACUGCAACGGACCAAGGAUCACCUGCAAAUACAGGCACUACAACUGUUAAAAUUUCUGUUACUAGUGUCAACGAGUUUCCGCCCAUAUGGACAGAUGCCACAACACUUUUCACAUUAGCCGAAAAUGCAGCAGUGGGUACAACAAUUGUUACCAUAGCAGCAACUGAUGAUGAUGACGGUACAGACGGAGAUGUGACUUAUGAAUUUGGCACUAUUUCAACACGUAAAUAUUUUGACAAAUUUCAAAACAUUUAUAACAUGUCGGCAUAUGAUAAACAUUUCUCUGGAAUUAGUGACUCCUUUGAAUAUUUUAAAUUCCCUGCUAGUUUGAGUGGUGGACCUACAAGUGGCCUGUUUCGACUUGAUUCUGUUAAUGGUGCACUUUCAACUAUUGGCACAUUUGAUUAUGAAAAUUCGAAUGGAAUUAGCUUUUAUGAUAUUGUUGUGAAGGCUAAAGAUGGUGGAUCGACUAUCAAAUCAACAGAGAGAACUAUAAGUGUCGAGUUGGUUGAUUUUAAUGACAAUCCCCCAGCUUUUUCUGCAAGUAGUUUUACAGCAAGUAUAUCGGAAGUUGCAACGGUUGGAACAAGUAUCAUUGAAUUUACCGUAACAGAUAAAGACUCGUCGACAUCAAAUACGUUUAACAUUGUAAGUGGAGACACAGGCGGGUUCUUUGAGUUUGAUGCCAAUAAAUUACAGCUGAAAUCAGUAAUUGACCUUGAUACUCCAACAUCAGCGUCAAAUACGUACCCUUUACAGAUUACAGUAACAGAUGGUGGAACGCCAGAACUUACAGGGGCAGCACACCUAACCGUAUUUGUAUCAUCGUCAAAUGAACAUACACCAACGUUUCCUACAAGUGUCAUCAGUCAGACGGUUGCCGAGUCAGCGCUAGUUGGAUAUACAGUAACGAGUUUGUCAGCAACAGAUAAUGAUUACAGUGAAGAUGGAGACAUUCAGUACUCAAUCGUCUCUGGAAACACUGAUAACUCCUUCCGUAUUGACGCAGCAGAAGGGUAUCUUACUCUAAUAAAGAAACUAGACUAUGAAACAACUACAUCGUAUGUUCUUCACAUCAAGGCUGAAGAUGGCGGCACUCCCGCAAAUUCUGCUACCUGUACAGUUUCUGUAACCGUAUCGAACGAAAAUGACAAUGAACCAACAUGCACAACGUUGUCAGUAAUAACAAUUUUGGAGACAGCUUCCGUUGGCGAUACGGUUACAACUUUGUCUUGUAAUGACCAGGAUGGAAUCGGAAGUUUAUCAUUUAGUACAACAGUGACCAGAUUUUCUGUUGAUGCAACAUCAGGACAAGUAACUCUAGCUAAUUCUGUUGAUUAUGACAGCAUAGACCAGUCGUAUGCAUUUGAUGUUACGGUCAGCGAUGGUUCUCAUUCUACAACUGUUGGUGUGACUGUAAGCAUUACAGCAGUUAAUGAGCACACACCAAGCUUUACAGCUGUUACUGAAACUGUUGCUGAAAAUCUGGCGGUUGGUACUUCCAUAACAACAUUCACAGCCACGGAUAUUGAUUAUUCUCCACAUGAUAUUACGUCAUAUACGAUAACAGCAGUAAGCAACAGCGGAAGUGACAAGUUUUCAAUAGAUACAAGUUCUGGAGAGGUCAAAUUAUCACAGUCAUUGGAUUACGACACUUUAACUACAAAGUAUUAUGAAAUAACUAUUGUGGCAGAGGAUGGUGGUGGCCUUAAGGGCACUGGAACUGUUACUGUAUCGGUUACGGAUGUAAACGAUAAUGCACCUGCAUGUCUGCACUCUCUCUACGUGAUAUCCUUGGCAGAAGACACAAUUCCAUCAACGAUUAUAAACGAUUUACUCUGUUCUGAUGACGAUUCAAGUACAAAUGGAGAUUUAACGUUUACCUUAACACAAUCACCUGGAUCGAUGUUUUCGUUAAUGGAAACAGGCACUGUAGCUCUUAAUUUGACAGGUACUCUUAAUUACGAGACAGUUACAGCAUAUACUUUAGAAGUAUUGGUAGUGGAUGGCGGAAGUUCACCUCUAUCUACGACUGUUUCAAUUGACAUAACAAUCAGCGAUGUCAAUGACGGAGGACCAAGCUUCAAUGCAACUUAUAAUACAUCAGUUAUAGAAGACAGCAAUAUCGAGACUGUUGUAGAGACGGUAGCGGCUACAGAUCCUGAUCAUUCAAAUUCGACAUUUGGAAAUUUAUUCUAUUCAAUCCUAUCUGGAGAUACAGAUAGCAAGUUUACUAUCGAUUCUUCUACAGGUCAGAUAACUCUUAAUGGAAAUUUAGAUAGAGAAACAACGGACUAUUAUUUGCUAGUUGUGCAAGCAAAAGAGCAAGUUGGGACUUAUUCCGCCUCUACAACAGUGAAUGUGUCGAUAAGUGAUGUUAACGAUAACAUUCCCAUUUGUAUAUUUAUGACGUUUAGUUCAGAAAUAGCCGAGUCGUCUGCUUCAGGGACAACUUUACUUACAUUAAACUGCUCAGACAUUGAUACAGCAACAUAUGCAACCCUCUCUUAUGCAAUAGUAUCUGGUAAUACAAGUGUCUUUGAACUCUCUUCAAAUGCCUUGUUAUUGAAGACUGCAGUAAAUUUUGAGUCUGAUAUUACAUCUUAUAAUCUUAUCAUACGGGUUUCGGAUGGAACAAACCUUGUCAAUAUAACAGGAACGAUUACAGUAACAGACGUCAAUGAAGAAGUACCUGAAUUCAUAUCAGGGGAAUACACUAUAAAUGUACCUGAAAAUUCAACUAUUGGAUCAACGAUUGCUACCGUAACAGCCACAGAUAUUGAUACAACUGAUGUAUUAACGUAUACUAUUUCGUCAUCAACGUCAUACUUCAGUAUAGAUUCUUCAACUGGCGAUAUUCUUCUUACAAAAGAACUGGACAGGGAGAUGGCUGAUAGUCAUACAUUAAAUGUAUCAGUGUCAGAUAGUAUGAAUAGCAACUUUACAACUGUAUCAAUUACAGUGACAGAUGUUAACGAUAACGCACCAAUCCUCAAUCCAAUAUCAUACAGAGGUACUGUAUCUGAAGAAGACUUGGCUGCUGCUAGUGUUAUACUGACAGUCGCAGGCACAGAUGCUGAUGACAUACUUACUGAUGGGAAUGGAAAUAUAUCAUUUAGCAUCAUAGAUGGCGAUCCAACAAACGACUUUCAAAUAAAUGUCUCUUCUGGGGAACUGGUAACAACGAAACAGCUUGAUUAUGAAACAACAACCUCUUAUUCUCUUGUUGUAAGAGCUUUUGACAGAACAGGAGACAGUCAAUCUUUGUCAGCGACGGCUUUUAUUACAGUUUCUGUCACAAAUGUUAACGAAUUUGACCCAGUUUUUAAUGCGACAUAUUCAUCAGCUAUUGACGAGGACAUAGAUGUCGGUACAUCAAUUUUAACUGUGUUUACCACUGACGGAGAUGAUGGUAUCGCUGGUGACAUUUAUUAUUCUUGCACACAUACCAAAUUCUAUGUUGAUUCUGAAACUGGGACACUUUAUCUUAAGGAUAAUUUAGAUUAUGAAACAGCGACAUCAUAUGAAGUUAAUAUAACGGCUACUGAUAAGGGUAGCCCAGCACGCAAUGAAACAACGAACACCAUAAUAGAUGUAAACGAUGUUAAUGAUAACACUCCAGAAUGUUCUCCAUCUUUGUAUGCAACUGUCCAAGAAGAAGAUGUUGCAAUUGGCACGACCUUUGUCACUUUGACUUGUACAGACGCAGACAAUGGGGACAACGGAAAUCUAUCAUAUACAAUCACGAGUGUCAACAACGUUGCAGGGUCUGGAUCAUUUACGAUCGAUUCAAAUGCGUCUGUAACAACAACUUCCGGCUUGGAUUUUGAGAACACUGAAAAUUAUAUUCUCGUUAUAAACGUCACUGAUGGUGGAACAGUACAGAGAUCAACAACAGUAACGGUCAAUGUUGCUGUUACAGAUGUAAACGAACACGAUCCCGUGUUUCCGUCAACAACAUAUCAAGUUAGCAUUUCGGAAGCAAUUACGGUCGGAACUGUUGUACAGAAUAUUUCAGCAACUGAUUCAGAUUCUGCUGAUUUAGUUUAUUAUUAUUUCAAUAGUACUAAUGCUGCAUUUGAUAUUGACUACGUAACAGGCCAAGUAAAGGUGAAGUCAGCACUUGACAUGGAAAUUAAUCCUAGCUAUACUAUUGUUGUUAUUGCUUUAGAUUCUGGAACGGUCAACUCUUCCCGGUCAACAUCAGCAACUAUUGAGAUAACUAUACUUGAUGAGAAUGAAAAGCCACCGAUUUUUUUGACGAACUUUUAUAUUGUUUCAUUAUCAGAGAAUUCGUCCAUUGGGUCAUCGGUCGUUUCCUUGAAUGCAACUGAUUCAGAUAAUGAUAAUGUAACGUAUAGCAUAAAUUCAGGAAACAUGUAUAACUUAUUCACUCUGAAUUCAACAACAGGAUUACUGGAGCUUAACUCAAGUCUCGAUUAUGAAAAUGCUACGAGUUAUACACUUAUUGUACAAGCCGAAGAUACACGUGGUUUGAGCAGUACUGUAACAGUUGAAGUUGUUGUUGUCGCUUAUAAUGAAUACUCUCCAGUGUUUUCAGGAAAUAGUUCAAAUGUGUCUGUACCAGAAAACACUACUGUUGGAACAACCAUCAUGACUUUGUUAGCAAUAGACGAUGAUAGAGGUGAUGACGGUAUAGUUCAAUAUAGUAUCAACUCAACAACAACACAGUUCGCAAUCGAAAGUUCAUCUGGGGCUAUCAAACUGACGGGUGUACUAGAUCGCGAAACGAUAAACGAAUAUUUUAUUGAUGUGUUCGCUGUCGACAGUGGUACAACACCAUCAAGCUUUACAGCCACAUAUAGCUUAAUUGUCAGCGUAGCAGAUGUGAACGAUGUAACACCAAUAUGUUCGUCAAAUGCUAUUACACAUGAAAUUGCGGAGGACAGUCUUAUCUCGACAAAUCUUGUUCACCUUAACUGUACAGACGGUGAUGAUGAUCCAAAUUUAAUAAAUAACCAAAUCAGUUACACUAUUUCUAGCGGGAAUACUGGAAGUGCAUUUCAUUUGAACAACACAACUGGAGAUCUAAGCUUAUCUAACGUUUUAGAUAGGGAAACAACGUCCUCAUAUAGAUUGGUUUUAACGGUAUCUGAUUCAGGGACUCCCGUAUUGACAACAGCCGUAAAUGUUUUCAUAACAAUAACAGAUAUCAACGACAACUUUCCACAGUUUACAAAAAGCUCAUAUUACUUCUUGGUAGAUGAAAACAUUGCACUGUCUUCUGUUGUCGGACAAGUUUUUGCUACUGAUUCAGACUCUAGCGGAGCAGGGCUAGUUUAUUACACCAUCUCAUCUGGAAAUGAAGAAGGAAAAUUUGCUGUAGAUCUUUUAAGUGGUAAUAUAAAAGUUAUAUCUUCUUUGGAUACUGAGAUAACUAAUCUGUAUAAUGUUACAAUAAAUGCAUCUGACAACGGAAGUCCUGUUCAGUUUGGUGUUACGUAUGUCGUAAUUACUGUGAACGAUGUGAACGAUAACUCUCCUAGUUGUUUGCAUUCAUUUAUUUCUGCUACCGUCACAGAAAACGCAACUUACGGAGAUGAGGUUGCACAGCUGACAUGUUCCGAUAAUGAUGACACCUCAAAUCUGUCAUAUAUUUUACUAAGUACAGACCAAGAGUUCGAAAUGAAUGCAACAAGUGGAGUUUUGAAAUUAAAUAACAGUUUAAAUGCAGAAAUUACGCCUUCGUUUGAACUUUUAAUCAACGUAACAGACAUGACAUAUUAUACAACUGUAACAGUCUAUGUUACAGUAAGCGAUAUCAAUGAAUACACGCCAGUAUUUUCUACAUCUGAUUCUUACAAUGUUACGAUAACUGAAGAUUUUCCAAUUGCAGGAACUAUUUAUACUAUAACAGCAUCUGAUAAUGACUAUUCUAAUGAUACACUUGUAUACUCUAUCGUCAGUGGCAUUACAAGCUCGGAAUUUACAAUAAACUCCAACACUGGUAUCCUUCUCUUACUAAAAUCACUUGAUGCAGAGACGACCAGCCAAUACACAUUAGAAAUCGAAGCAACAGAUGGUGUUUAUAGUAAUUCAACUAAUUUAACAAUUACAGUUUCUGAUGUGAAUGAUAACUAUCCGUCUUGUGACCAAAGUGUGUAUACUGCAUCAUUUAAUGAAAACACAACAAUUGGAUCCACCAUUGUAGCUCUAAAUUGUUCCGACAUUGAUAUAUCGAAUACAGAUCUAGUCUAUUCGAUUACAUCGGGGAAUGCAGACAACAUUUUUGAGAUAAACGCCACAUCUGGAAUUUUAUCGCUUAACUAUAGCUUAGAUUACGAAAAUUGUACGCUUUACACUCUUUCGAUAUCUGCAACCGAUAAUGGUACUCCUAGUCGCAUUAUAGAUAUCAAAGUUUACAUAAAUGUUAUCCCUAUCAACGAGGAACCUCCAAUAUUCGGGUCAAUGGAAUAUAAUAUAUCCGUUGCGGAGGAUUUAACGCUAAACAGUAAUAUUAUUUUGGUAAAUGCGUCUGAUUCUGACACUGGUAAUUCCCAUGGUACCAUAACUUACGUUAUAUUCUUCGGUGAUUCAACUGGUCAAUUUGCAGUUGACACAUUGGGUCAAAUAAAACUAGUAAGACAACUGGAUAGAGAAACAAGUGAUUUCUACAAUUUGACUAUUUUGGCUUCGGACAGUUCUACAUCGUCUGCUGAUUCUAUGACAUCAACCGCUUUUGUUAGUAUAAUGAUUUCUGACGUCAAUGAUAACUACCCAAAGUUUUCUGAAAGCUCAUAUUCAGUCUCUUUAAUGGAAAACACUGUUAUAGGUGCUACAGCACUGAGCUUGAGUGCAACAGAUGAUGAUAUUAAUGAAAACGGCAAGUCUGGUUUUUUAUAUUUUAUUAUCUCCGGGAAUACAGGCGAUACAUUUAAUUUGUCUGACAACAAAUUAAUUUUAGCAGCUGAAAUUGAUAAGGAAACAGUAUCAUCCUUUAAACUUCAAAUACAGGUACAAGACAAUGGAUCAAUAUCAUUAUCAGACAACGCUUAUGUUAAUAUCGAGGUUUUAGCUGUGAAUGAAUAUACCCCGGCGUUUGCUAAUGACAGUAACUCGAUAACGGUCAGCGAAACUAUUCCACUUGGAACUAUUUUGCAUACAUUUGCAGGAACAGACCAAGAUACGGGAGAUUACGGAACAUUACGGUAUUAUAUUGCUGACAACAUUACAUAUAGCGAAUUCUUACUUGACGAGUAUACUGGACAGUUGACUGUUUGGUCAGCAUUAGAUUAUGAUACAGCACCAACAGAAUACAACUUGACUGUCCAAGUGGUUGACACUGGAUUUAACGGUUCUUUCUCUAAAGCUGACUAUAUGUGGUUAUUUAUAAAUUUAACGGAUGAAAACGACCACACUCCUACGUUUUCUCAAAAUGUAUAUACAUUCACCAUUCAGGAGAACACAACUUCAGGCAGUUUGAUCGGCAGCGUUGUUGCUUCUGACGAGGAUUCUGGGAGCAAUGGUGAACAAACAUACUACAUUGUGAGUGGGGAUGGUGCUAGUGUAUUUUCUGUCAAUGAAACAUCAGGUGAAAUUACAACAUCAUCAGACAUUGACUACGAAACGAAAAUUUUGUAUUCGAUUGUAAUGGAAGCCAAGGAUAAUGGCACAAGCAGUUUGUCAUCGCGAUGUUUAGUAAAAAUUAUAAUUACUGACAUUAAUGAUAAUGCUCCAACUUUCCAACCUGACAAUUUCGCUGUUAAUAUUGCCGAGGAUUCUGUCAUUGGUACAUCUGUUACAUCAAUGUAUGCGGUGGAUCCAGAUUCAGCAGUGUCAAACAAUAACGUAUUUACAUACAAUUUGAUUUCUGAUACCUUUACUAUUGACUCCGCGACUGGUAUGAUAACAACAACUACGAGCUUAGAUACAGAAAAUAUCACAAGCUAUAUAUUAAAUAUAACAGCAGUUGACCAUGGGUCGCCAGUUUUAACUGGCACAGCGACAAUUACAGUUCUGAUUGAUGAUGUUAAUGAUAAUAUUCCGAUUAUCUACGGUGAUUAUAUGUCCGUAGUGUCUGAGGAUUCUGGCAUAAACACAGUCAUAGCAACUAUCAAUGCAACAGACCACGAUGACGGUAAAAAUGCUGAACUUAAAUAUUCUAUUGUAAGCGGUAACACUGAUAAUGACUUUAAAUUAGACAGUGGGUUCGGAAUUUUACAGGUAGCCAAAACACUUGAUAGGGAGAGAACAUCAUCUUACGAUUUAUUAAUAAACGUUACGGAUGGUGGAUCUACAUUAAAAUCAACCACUGUAAAUGUGACGAUUACAAUUUUUGAUCUCAACGACAAUGGUCCUACUUUCACCUCCGUAACCUUUAAUUUCAAUACCACUGAAGAUGCUGUCGUUGGAUUAGAAGUUGGUACUGUGACUGCCAAUGAUUUGGACGCUGGUAGUAAUGGAGAAAUAACAUAUUCUUUACCAAUAUUUUGGUCGGGAUUGAAUUCUCAUUUCCAAAUCAAUGACACAACGGGUGUCAUUUCAACAGCUGCUGUUUUAGAUCGGGAAACAUAUGAUUCGUAUACAAUACUUUGUAAAAUAGCAGACAAUGGGUCACCAACAUUCACUAACACUGUUAAUAUAUCAAUAACGAUAACAGAUGUUAAUGAUAACAAUCCGAUUUUCAAUGAUACAGUAUAUUCUGCCUCUUUUCCAGAAAAUCAGGCAGUUGGUACAACAUUGAUAUAUGUUUUUGCAGCGGACGUCGAUAUUGGCGUAAAUAAGGACAUAACAUUGACAAUUGAUACAUCUACAACAAAUGGACAAACAGCUGACACGUACAUUGCAAUUGAUUCAGUGUCACAAACCUUAACAGUGAAGCAAAAUAUCGACCGUGAGAUUACGUCAUUAUUUCAGUUCACAUUACUAGCAAAAGAUGGUGGAACACCAUCAAGAUUUUCCAACGCCUCCAUUAGUUUUAUUGUGGAAGAUUUGAACGACAACGCUCCAUCUUUUUCCUCCAGUUUUUACAAUGCAGAGAUACCAUACAAUGAUAACUGUCAUGUUACUGUUGCAGUGGUAUCAGCCAGUGACAGUGAUGAUGGUGAUAUUGUAACAUACAACCUAGCAACAACAGAAUAUUCGAAUAUAUUUAGUUUAAAUUCUACCUCAGGUGUGAUAUCGUUGGUCGCAACGCCUGGUGAAAACACAAAAUAUGAACUGGAAAUCAUUGCAAGCGACACUGCUUUAACUAACAGUACAGUGAAAGUUCGAGUUGACACAUUCGAAUCAGAGAGCGCAGUUGUGACUUUAUCUCUUGGUAUUAGCAAAACAGCUUUUGAACCGAUUGAACAAACAUUCAUUAGCGAACUUGAUUCAGUUAUUCAGCAAAAUUACAGUACUAGUCAAACUAGAAGAUGGUGCAUUAAAGCAACAUCAUAUAGUUCAUUAGAUGUAUCAGUGUAUGUUUUGGAAAACAAUGCUACAGAUUCGGCAGAUAAUGUACCACAAAACAAAACUAUGUUAAGUGCAGUAGUUGUAAAGUCACUACUAACGACUUCCAAUGGAUCUGUUAUUUUGUCUGGUGGUGUUUGGGACCAAUUCAAUAUAACCGGAAUUUCAUCCUUUACUGCGACUAUAACAUCAACGGCUGGUGCGACAGAUGAUCAGUGGAUUACGUCAACUACAGGAAUUGCAGUCUUAAGCAUCAUUUGUGUUUUAGUUGUAGUUGGUGUUAUGUUAACUGUUUACUUGUUGAGAACGUCAAGAAAACCAAAGAUUAAAUCAGAAGAAGAAAUAUUAAAAGAAAAAAGAUUGGAAAUGAAGGUUGAGGAAAAGGACUUGGAGAAACCUCCAGAUGUUAAAAAACAAACUAUGCUAAUAGAAAUUGAGGACGAUCUUGAUGACUUGAAGACAGUACCGGCGACACGGCAACAGAGUAGAAUAGGAUCAGUCUUUAGUAAUAAUAGUAGAAGAACCCAUGUAUCAACAGACCUUCCAAAAGGGACACAAGUUUCAGCUAAACGCCCGUUUAGAAAUCAAAUGUCUGCGCCUAAAUCUGACAUUAAACUGGAAAAUGUGGACAAAUUUUAUGACGAAAUCGACAAAAGCAAACUACCACCGCCAGUAAUAGUAAGAGGACCUAUGCCAAAAAUAGACAGAAAAACACAUUACAAAGACAAUGAUUUUUGGAAUGAUAUGGCACUUCCUAAUGUCACUGGGUUCAACGGUUUUUCAAAAGCAAAGAAAACUGAACAUAAUAAAGUUGGAAGACCGAUAGUAACACGUGUCUAUGAUGAAGCUUCUAGACAGAUUGUGGAAAUAGACUAUAAAACAGGUACCAAAAAAUACAUUACUGACAAUUGAUUAUUCACGAUAUCUGAAAUAUGUAAUGUUUGUUAUAACGACAUAUGUUUUAUCGUUGAAGUAAUAAGUUUUAUUUUUUUUACAUCUAGUUUUAAUGUUUCACGAUUGAGUCUUUUGUAGACGUACAAUGAUAUAAGCCUUAUAUAUAUGAUGAGUUUAUUUUUUCAGUAACCAAGAACAGGUUUUGUAUGUGUGUCUUGCAACCGGUUUUUUGUGGGUUUCGUUUUUUGCCAUGGUAUUUGUCUGGUUUUCUUCGUCUUGUGAUUCUGGGUUGUUCUUUGGUCGCUCUUGCCUCUUUUUAAGACAAUUAUUGUAGAUUGGUAAAUGCGGUGUGCACGUAAAGCUGGCUAAAAUGUAUCCCGACCAAUUUUUGAGUCUGUACUAAAUCAGGUUUUGUGAUCCAUGUUUUGUUCGUUGUUUUUCUGUAGUCUUUUUUUUUCGACACGAGUCGGAUGUUGGUGGUAAGUGUGAUUCGUUGAGCUGUCCACUAAUUUUGGUAAUUCAAUUUAUCCUUAAUAUGUUUUAUGUAGAAAUCUUAAAAAUUAAGGAGCUACAAAGGAGGUAUUAAAAAAGUAAUAGAAGAAAUACAAUCAACACUAAAGCCAACAAAUAAAAAGACGCUUUAUUACUGUUAACAUGUCAUAACAAAAUUACGGGACUGAAAGCCAUUUAAUUCAUUUUAUAAUUUUUUUUUUAUUUUGCUGACUCAGAAAUCAACUGGCAGAUUGCAUCAUUGAAACAUAUGAGGCUCCAAAGCAUCGGAGUGAUAAAAGAAGUGCAAUUUUACCAUCGAAUGCAGUAUAAUAUUUUAUUAAAAAUCCUAAAUCAAAUUAGAAAACAAAGAUGUAUUGAUGAAAUUCGAUCUUAUCCUUUAUGGGAGGGAGAAAACUUUAAAAUCGGUGGUUCAAGUGUUUAUUAUAAAAACUGGGCUGAAGCUGGAAUUUGGACAGUGCAUGACUUGUUAGAUAAUCAGGGCAAAAUUAUGUCAUUUCAAAAUUUCCAUCAACUAUAUCAAUUUAGAACAAAUUUGUUUACAUUAUUAUGGAAUAGCACAUUCGCUUAAAUAGUGGUUAAAAGUUAUCAAUAUAUAUGUCAAGGAGAAAAGUUCUCAAGCAAUUUUGCCUUUCAUUAUAAGUAUUUUCUUUUUAAAAAAAUUCAAAGGACAUGUACACAGUAUUGAAUGAGAAAUAUAUUACUUUUUCUGCAAAGGAAAAAUGGGGAAACCAUCUUAAUAUGACUGAUAUUAACUGGAAAAGAAUAAACCCUUCAUGUUCAAAAUAUACAAGAAGCACAAAGCUUUGCUGGUUCCUGCCUAUACCAAAGUAUUCCUGACUGUACCAAGUCAGGGGUACGACAGUUGUUUUCCAUUCGUUUGGUGUGUUUGAGCUUUUGAUAAUAUUGCCAUUUGAUAAGGGACUUUCCGUUUUAAAUUUUCUUUGAAGUUUGGUAAUUUUGUUAUUUUACUUUUUUCCAAUAUAGAAUUAUCCAUUUUGGAAACUAAUACACUACUUUACAAGAUGAAAAUAAGUAGUAGCAAUGUAUGCACAUUUUGCAAAGAAGAACCAGAGACCAUAAAACAGCUAUUUUGGAGUGAUCAUAUGGUCUCCAGUCUCUGGCAUGCAUUAAGCAAUUAGAUUUUUGAAAUGACAAAUAUUGAACUGCCUUUGAAUAUCAAAAUUAUUCUAUUUGGUAACUUCGAAAAUAUUAAAUUGAAUUUUGUUAAAAAUGAGAUUAUUUUGCUUACAAAAUACUUUUUUACCGAACAAAAUUACAAGAAGUAUUGCUAAAUUUAAAUGCUUUAAAAAAUUAUUUAAAGGAAGACAUGAACUUAGAAAAAUACAUUUCAUUUAAAAAAAACCUCUCUGAAGAGGAAUGCAACAAAUACUGGAGUCCCUAGAAUAAUUAAUAAAUGGUGUUUUUUUGGUUUAUCAAUUUUGAUUUAAACACCACAAAUAUAUAUCAAGGAACAAAAUAAGAUUCCCUCGUUAUAUGAUAAUUAUCUAUGUUUAACCUAAUGUUGUACCAUUAUAUAUUCAUUUGAUUUAAAACUUCCUCACUUUGAAUAUGCCACUUAUGUAUACCUUUGUUCAUACAUGUUGUGCUAGCCUAUUUGUUACAAUAAAGCAAAUUCAUUAUAAAAAAAAA